AUGAUUCUGGACGAGGGUACUUGUUUCAUCGAAAGCAGUUCUCCUUCUGUAGAUUUUUCGACCUAUUCCAAUGUGGACGAGAAUUUCAUGAUGACGUUUCAUCAAAAUACGCUAAGCCAUAUCUUUACACCAGAACAAUCAUCUUCAAAUGAUGAACAUGAAUCUGAUUUUUGGACCCUGAACGAUGUUGAGCAAAAUCAGUUGUUGACCCAAUUGUACUAUCAUGAUAGUGACGAUUUUGUUGACAAUGAUGUUAUUUUUACAGUCACAGAUAAAGAUUCAGAGACUAUUAACGAAUCGUUCGAUAUUGCCGAUAUUGAUCCAAACGAUUUAUUAUCAUUUUGUCUUGAGACAGAUGAUACAGAAGACAGAACUGAAGAGGAAUCGCCUGAAUUUACACCAAGCGAAUUUAAACUUCCUCAUCCUCCAGGAAGACAAAUACGAUGCAAAAAAGGUUGCACUCGUUGCACAGGACGUGUUUGCAAGAAAGCCGGUCUAAAAUGCUCUACUGAAUGUGAAUGUGGCUCUGAAUGUAAAAAUUUACAAAAAGACAGUAAUCAUUUCCAAAAUGGAUGGGAUUUGAAUGGCAAAUUUUCAAAGGUGGAAAUUAAAGCACCUCAAAGAUCAGGACCGACUAACAUACCUGAAAACUUCACUCUUCUAAAAUCUGCCAAUCUUAUAUGGGAUGAAUCUAUAAUUGAACAUGUUUGGUGCAGAACAAACUGGAAAAAAGAAUAUUGUGAAACAUUUGAGACAAAACUCAGCAAGCACAAGGAAUGGCAGGAAGCAAAAACAAAGCAUUACCUUGCUAAAAAAACAACAAAAAGGAAAUAUGUGCACAUUUCUGAAAAUGAAAUUCCACCUCUGAUCGAAGAUGAAAACCCUUUCACUUUACCUGAGCCAAAAUUCGAAGACUUCGAUAGUUUUUAUCGAUGA
Naegleria fowleri is the source of this 936-nucleotide messenger RNA. RefSeq lists its product as uncharacterized. The record is from RefSeq and is a predicted model, not a curated record. The coding region runs from base 1 to 936 and encodes 311 amino acids. Lineage: Eukaryota; Heterolobosea; Eutetramitea; Acrasida; Naegleriidae. The transcript has a single exon.